UAUGUAGUGUGAAUAUUAUAUUCUUUUGAAGAAAUUACGGGAAAAAAAUGAAAUUUUAAAAAAAUUCUUUCAAUUUGAUUACAUUUCUGUGCCUUUCAAGAUUCUUGUGUGUGUGUGUGUGUGUGUGUUUAGUGGUCAUCUUCAUUGAUUAUUCGUUAAUUUAUUUCUCAUUUUGUUAACCAAAGAAGAAGAAGAAAAGUUCAAUUAUUUUUCGGCUAUCAUUAUUAUUACAUCAAAUUGAUUAUGAAGACAAAUUUAAUCUACACUCUACUUGUAUUGUAUUUAGCCGAUGUAAGCAAUGUGAUAUUUAUUCAUCUGGUAAAUAUAUGUACAUUUCGUUUGAAAUUUUCAUCAUCAUCAUCAUCAUCAUCAACAACAACAUUAAUAAAUGAUGAAUAUAGUGAAUCAUUUUAUCGUAUUAUAAUGAUUGUAUCGGCCGAUAUGGCUGUAAAAUGUCCAUCCGAUCGUAUACUAUAUCCAUGUAAAUGUCAUCAUAAUGAACAUAUCAUCUGUACUGAAUCAAUGACCUAUAGUUUGUUGCAUGUAUUUCGUGCUAUUGAACAAUCAAUGUUAUCCAAUAUACAUUAUCAUUUAUCAUCAUCAACAACAAUAACAAAUCAAAUGCCAAAACCAUUAUUUAAUGAAUUAAUAUUAUCAAAUCAUUAUUGGAAUGAAUUGGAUGAUAAUCUAUUUCAAUAUGUACGUUUUCAACGUAUUAUUAUGUAUGAUAUGAAAUCAUUGAUACGAAUACAUUCAAAUGUAUUCAAUGGUACCAAUAAUGAUGUAAAAUACUUAGAGAUUAAAGGCGAAAAUAAACUUGGCCAAAAAUAUAUCAAUCAAUUAUUCGAUGCCUUAAGUUCACUACAGAUGGCAAGGGAAAUGUAUCUGGAAUUAAAUCAAUUAGAUAUGAUACCAAGCUAUGCAUUUCGUGAUAUUCAAAUGAAUUAUUAUAAUCCAUCAUCAUUUGAUCAAGGAAAUUAUUAUACUGAAAAUUUGAAAAUAAAUAAUAAUAGAAAGCGUUUACGUUUGGAACGAUUACAUAUCCUAUCAAAAUCAUUAACACAAAUAUCAAGCUAUGCAUUUUAUGAGCUAAAUUCAUUACGAUACAUACGGAUACAUUCAAAACAUAAUGAUGGUCUACAACGAAUAUCGGCACAUGCAUUCGAUUUAGCACAACCAUUAAGUCAUCCAUUAAUUAUUGAUUUAAGAAAAAAUCAAUUAAAAUUAUCCUGUUUUGAAUUGGAUACAUUUCAACAAGUUAAUCGUCCGGUACAUUUAGAUUUAUCGGAAAAUAAUCUAACAUCAAUACCGCAAACAAUAUUUGAACGUUUUCUAAAUAUUGAUGCCAAAAAUACGAUUAAUAUGGGUGAUGGUACAAAUCCAUUACAAUGUAAUGAUUGCAGCCUUUACUGGCUAUUAAAAGAUCGCCAAAUUUAUUCAUCACAAAUUCAUGAUGCUAUAUGUCACUCAAUUAAUGCUAAUCUAUGGCGUCUGGAUGAAUCAACAUUUCGACAAUGUCAACAGGAUCAACAUUAUCAACCAAAAUUAAUCUUCCGUAAUAGUGCCCAUUCUAUUCAUUAUCAAUUAUCAUCAUCAUCAAUGACGACCACUAUGACCAAGUCGACAAUGACAAAUACAAAACAACAUUAUGGACAUCAUCAUCAUUAUUUAACAAUUCUUUUUUCAUCAUUCAUAAUACAUUCGGAAGAAAAAUCGAUCGAUCGAUCAUAA
Messenger RNA from Dermatophagoides pteronyssinus (European house dust mite), 1731 nucleotides. RefSeq lists its product as uncharacterized. The record is from RefSeq and is a predicted model, not a curated record. Lineage: Eukaryota; Metazoa; Arthropoda; Arachnida; Sarcoptiformes; Pyroglyphidae.